This is a messenger RNA of Plasmopara halstedii, 666 nucleotides long. Its product is annotated as polyprotein. The record is from RefSeq and is a predicted model, not a curated record. Bases 1 to 666 code for a protein of 221 amino acids. Gene Ontology annotation, molecular function: zinc ion binding; nucleic acid binding. The transcript has a single exon. Lineage: Eukaryota; Oomycota; Peronosporomycetes; Peronosporales; Peronosporaceae.
AUGGAAAGUGGGACAAGUAUGGCAGAGCAUCCGGACUCUUUUGAUGAGCUGGUAGUGGGACUCCAGACUACGGGAGAGCAAGUUGACGAGUCACGUCAACUGGUGGUUCUUCUCAGCAGUCUGCCGUCAGAGUAUGACUUGAUGUCGUCGAUUGUGGAGAAUACUAAGGACAUCACGUUGAUCGAAGUCAAGGAGAAGCUACUCAAGAAAUCGGAGAAGCUGCAAAGGAAGGCAGCUACGGAGAAAGCGUUUCGCGGAAAUGCAAACGCCAGAAGAUUUAAAGAUGGACGGGACAAUGGACGAAAGGGUGGUCCACCACGCAAUAACGACGAAUAUAAGAGCAAGUGUUUUAACUGUGACCAGUUUGGGCACAGGAAGCGGAACUGCCCGGCCAGUAAGAGGUCCGACAGCGAUGACACGGUGUUUGCUGAUGGUGAAAGAAAGUCAUCAAGAUGGCUGGUUGACAGUGGGGCUACUUCCCACAUGACCCCACACAGAAAGGGCUUGUCUGAUUACAAGUGCCUCGAAGCUAGCAUUGAAGUCACGAUUGCAGAAGGGAAGAUUUCACUCGUUAGAGAAGCUGACACGGUGAAACUGACUGGAUUGGACGGAAAGGGCAUUCGCAUGGUGGAUGUUCUGCACAUUCCCGGAUUGGGCAGAAGAUGA